This is a messenger RNA of Stylophora pistillata, 1470 nucleotides long. RefSeq lists its product as uncharacterized. The record is from RefSeq and is a predicted model, not a curated record. NCBI's taxonomy places the organism in Eukaryota, Metazoa, Cnidaria, Anthozoa, Scleractinia, Pocilloporidae.
UGGACUUCAAGUAUGUUUUUGCAUCGCAAACCAGCAAGUCAUAUGUCCAACUUUAUGACGCUACUACAGACGAGACCAUAGUGACGUUCACUGCGUGCGUAUGGGUGUCUGUCAAUCAAACAGAAACGAUGUCGAUAUUUACCUACAGAACAAGUGAGAUGCUAAAUGCCAUCGGAAUGCGGCCCAGACUUAGCGAUUCGGAGUCGUUCACUUUCAUCGUCAACAAUAAAUUUCUGCAUGUUGACUAUGACAACUUCUUUGGGAAGACUGGGUGGCAGCAUAUUUGUGUCACGUGGGAAAAUGGCGCAGGAAACUGGAGGUUAUACGUGAAUGGGGAAAGUGUCAAAAGUGGUUCUGGUCUCCAGCCUGGCGAGGAAAUCAAAGGAAAGGGUGAAUUAUUGCUCGGACAAAGAUACAAAACUGAUGAAGACGUCUUUAAAGAAGGGCAAGCUUUUGUCGGGGAGAUCAGCCAUCUAAACAUUUGGAACAGGACGCUGUAUACGGCCACAAUCCAAGCAAUGUAUCAAGGAUGCGAUUCAACGGGAGGAAACUUUUUCGACUGGUCAUCGUUCCUUUCCGGUCACGUGGUGGGUCAAGUUACCAGGGAGACGUCGGCAGAAUGCACGUUUCCAGACGAAGUAAUCCGAUCCAAAAGAAAUCUCUUCUGUGAGGGAAUGACGAAGGAUGGAUGUUCAUCUCCUCUGUAUGCUCUGUUUGACGGAACGGAAAACUCAAGAGCCAAGAAAUGGAGAUGUUACUUCUCGGACGCUUUGAAGCAGGACAACUUUGGUCUGUUAGCGUACGACUAUGCGAAAAAAUCAACUUGUUACAUAACAAUUUUCGGCCCAAACUUUUAUCACGUUACAUGAUUUAAUCUACGGAUGGGGUUCAGAUCAGUACCUGACCACUCCAAAUGGCCCGGGUUAAAGUCCAAACAAAGGGUGUGCCUAAGAGGGGGCCACCAGGAACACGUUACCCCUCUCUCUCCCUCUCUCCCUCUCUCCCUCUCCCUCUCUCUCUCCCUCUCCCUCUCUCCCCCUCGUCCUUCAAGGAAAAAUGAUUAGUAAUGAAAACCAUGUAAAACUUGCAUGAUGCAAUAUCAGUUACCAGUAGAACGGAAGGAUAGUCAUUCUGCAAAAGGUCGUUUCUCCUCAAUUAUGAUCGAGUCUUUAAACAGGAGCACAACGAUUGUGAAUUGAACAGCAUGAAGUCGAGUGUUUUGAUUACCCUGAAUUUUAAUUGAAGUGAUUAACUCUCAACAACAGGACAAAACAGCGGUCACUUUCAGUGUGAAUAAAGUUACCUUGUCCAAUUUCAUACCCAGGGUCUCUCGACCUUCCACCAUUAAAAGACUAUAGAAACGAGGUUUUUACUCAGAUCAGAGCCUCCCUGUUUACCAUUCGCCGCUUAUAUUACAGAUCUAUAAUAUUCUGCCCAUGAUAUGGAGCCUUAAGAGCGAUCUGAAAGAAA